Molecule: messenger RNA, 1881 nt
Organism: Medicago truncatula (barrel medic)
Lineage: Eukaryota; Viridiplantae; Streptophyta; Magnoliopsida; Fabales; Fabaceae
Product: BTB/POZ domain-containing protein At5g60050
Exons: 2
Coding region: 157-1659 (500 amino acids)
Source: RefSeq, a predicted model, not a curated record
CGAGUGUUAUUAAAAGCAAGUUGUCUUCUUGGAUUCUCUUAGCUACUAAUCUUGCUUGCUUGCUCAAGAAUGUAGUAGUACCAUUUUUACACUGUCACUCAAUUUCUUCUUCUUCUUCUUCCUUCAAAUUCCCAAUCACACAUAUUGAAUUCUUCAAUGGGUGGAGAAAAUUCAUCAAAAUCAAAACAACAAGUAUCAACAAUGCUUAAACAUGGUUUCAUCUCAGACCCAACCAUCUCUUCUUUCUCACCUUCCAGAACCUUCCCUUCUCCACCACCACCACCACCACCACUAUCCAAACCUCAAUCCCAAUCCCAAUCCCAAUCCCUCUUCGACAUGAUCUCCUCCAAUCAAACCCCUCUCUCCGACGACAACCGCCGCAAAAUGCAAGAUCGGGUCAACAAGCUUCUACAAGAAGCCCAUUUCAUCGGCGGUGAUGUCAAGUUAACGGUGGUUGGGAAAGAAGGGAUUAGGGUUUCGAUGGAUGUGAAGAAGAGUGUACUUGCUGAGAAGAGUAGAUUUUUUGCAGAGAAGCUUCGUGGGAGUGGGAAUGGGAAUGGAAUGGUGCAUUCGGUUGAGAUUAGUGAUUGUGAUGAUGUUGAUGUUUAUGUUGAAGCUAUUGUUUUGAUGCAUUGUGUUGAUCUUAAGAACAGGUUGAGGUUUAUGGCUGAUGCUGGUGUUUCCAAAGUUUUGAACUUGCUCAAGGUAUCAGCAGCUAUCAUGUUUGACCUUGGGGUUAUGUCAUGUCUGGAAUAUUUGGAAGCUAUUCCAUGGACUGAGGAUGAACAGCGGGAAAUCAUAUCUCAAUUAGGUCAUCUGCAGCUUCAUGACUCCAUGCCCGAUGUUCUUCUAAGAGUAACAUCAAGUCCAUCUACUGCCGAAACAGCUGAUAACAUCUUUGCAAACCUUCUUAGUGGUGUUUUACAAGCCAAAGAUGACAAAGCUCGUAGGGAAAUGAAAUCAAUGCUAUCUAAAUUGCUUAAAGAUAAUGCAUUUAAUGAUAGCAGCAAACUUGAUGUUUCUAAAGACACACUCUAUCAUCUUUGCCACAGGUGCAUCAGUUCUCUUGUCCUAUGCCUGUCUGAAGCAAGAGAUACAUGUGAGAGGCUGGAUCGAGGGGUUUUAAUAAGCGAAAUAGCUCGUGAAGCUGACAAUAUUCAGUGGAUAGUUGACAUUUUGAUUGACAAAAAGAUGGGCGAUGAAUUCGUGAAAAUAUGGGCAGAACAGAAAGAACUUGCUGCACUUCAUUCGAAAGUUCAAACUAUUUAUCGCUAUGAGAUCAGUAAAAUCACAGCACAACUAUGUAUUGGGAUUGGAAGGGGACACAUAUUGGUGCCGAAAGAAAUUCGAUUUUCCUUGUUGUCGACAUGGUUAGAAGCUCUUUAUGAAGAUUUUGGAUGGAUGAAGAGAGCUUCUCGAGGCAUCGAUAAGAAAUUGAUUGAGGAUGGACUUGGCCAAACUAUACUAACACUACCUUUAUUCCAACAGCAACUUUUGUUACUCAAUUGGUUUGAUAGAUUUCUUAAUAAAGGAGAUGACUGUCCUAAUAUUCAGAAGGCAUUUGAGAUUUGGUGGAGAAGGGCUUUCAUCAGAAAGUAUUCACCAGAGCCUGAUGAUAGCUCCCAAUUGCAAAUAACUCUGUUUGAUUAUCCAAAAUGAAAAGUAUGCAAGGGUCCUUAAAAUAACAGGAGUGUAAUUAAUUCACAAUUGUAAAUAAUAAGUGACAAUUUGCAUUUCCACUUCUGCUUUUGCCAAAUUUGUAUUUCAUUUUUGUCCAUUUAUGUAUUUUGACACGAACUUACUUAGAGGAAAACAAUGUAACAUAGAGUGGUGAAUAUUAUUUUUUUUGUGAGGAUGGUUGAAUGGAAAAGAUUUAUAAUA